AUGGCGGAUCCAGCAGGUGUCGAUAACACGUCUGCUGAUGAUCUGCUCAUGCAGAUGGUCGGCAAAGCCAAGGUUGGGGAAGGCGAUGCGGCAGCUCCGCCAGAGCCAGCCAAGGGUGACGACAACGAAAACAAGGAGAACAAAGAAGGCAGUGAGAACAAGGCCGAGACCGAUGGUAAGGGCCCGACUCCGGCACUACCAGCGCCAAAGGUAGCCACAAUGGUCAUUGAAUCUGAUUCUGACACUGAGAAGGGCAAGGCUCCACCUGCUGCAGCGCCGCCUGCGCCACCGCCAGCAGCGCCACCGGCGGCACCAGCAGCCCCGCCAGCAGCAGCGGCACCAACACAGGAGAAACCAAAGAAAGACAAGAAGGACAAGAAAAAGAAAGCGAAGAGUUCUUCAUCAUCGGAUAGCGACAGCGACUCGGAUGCUCCAAAGAAAAAGAAGAGGAUCAACAACUUCAGCUCGCUACGAAAUAUUGAGAAGGAACGAGCAGAGGUACGGAAAAACCGCAAUGCUGGCGCGGAUGCCGCAAAGGCAAUGCUCAAAGCACUCAGCGACAAUCCGUACUUCGCCCCAUGA
Symbiodinium pilosum is the source of this 582-nucleotide messenger RNA. NCBI's taxonomy places the organism in Eukaryota, Dinophyceae, Suessiales, Symbiodiniaceae. The record is from the annotation of a GenBank genome assembly.